Coffea eugenioides is the source of this 887-nucleotide messenger RNA. Its product is annotated as sec-independent protein translocase protein TATA, chloroplastic. The record is from RefSeq and is a predicted model, not a curated record. The transcript is spliced from 2 exons. Gene Ontology annotation, cellular component: membrane. Gene Ontology annotation, biological process: protein transport by the Tat complex. The coding region runs from base 122 to 580 and encodes 152 amino acids. Lineage: Eukaryota; Viridiplantae; Streptophyta; Magnoliopsida; Gentianales; Rubiaceae.
GUUAAGCAGCUGACUUUGACAAAUCUCCAAAAACAAUCCCACCAAACCGAACCCUCCAAGCCCAUCCAUCUGCAGAAAAAACCACACUGAAAAAAAAAAUCUUGUUGAGUAACACACAAAAAUGGCAAUCUCCUCCAUCUCAAUCUCAUCCACUCUAGUACCCAUUUCUUCAACAAAACCACCACCCUCUCUGCCCUCUUCCUUCUCUUCAUCUAACUCUCUCUUCUUCAGCACAAACCGGUCCGGCUUCUCUCUGGGCUCAAGCAAAAUCAAGAAUAAUAGCACUAGCAGUAGAGCAAGGAAGAGGGGGCUUUCUUGCACCUGCUUGUUUGGGCUUGGUGUGCCGGAACUGGUGGUCAUUGCAGGCGUCGCCGCCCUCGUUUUCGGACCCAAGAAGUUGCCGGAAGUGGGUCGAAGUAUUGGCAAGACUGUCAAAAGCUUUCAACAGGCUGCUAAGGAGUUUGAAUCUGAACUGAAAAAAGAACCUAAAUCAGCUGCAGAGCCUUCUGCUGAGAAGGUCCAAGCAGUAAGUGAUGAAGGUGGACAAGAUGCUGAAGUCAAGAGUAUUAAGGAGAGUUGAUAACUUUGUUAACAUGUUCUAGUACUGUUUAGGUACUUGGCUCCAGCUACUGGUUUUGUUGUAUGUGUGACAUCAUCUCAAGAGUCAGAUGAGUUGUUCAAUCAUAUUCUCUAUUUAUCAGUUAUAUUUUUUGUUUCACGUUCAAAGUCAUGGACGGAAAACUAUUAGGGCAGUUAUAAAUCACUUAGCCAGGAUAUGUUUUCUUUUUUUUUUUUUAAUAUAGUUGGAUUGCCUAAGCACAGAUGAGUUAGGUAGUAUUAUCAUCCCUGUUUCACCUUGUACGUAUUAUCAUCCCUGUUUCACCUUA